CUAUUCUCAGCAGAGAGGGCUGUCACUUCCCAUCCCUGUCAUGGUUACAGCUCUUAUAGUUAAUCUUGUUAUGUGUGUAUGUGUGCCUAAACAUUACAUUGUGGAGGGGAUGUAGCACUGAGCUGUUACUGGACUACAAUUCCCAGCAUGCUGUCGGUUGUUAAAUAUCAGGAGAAGGGCCACAGGGUAUAAUAAUAUAAGUGAUGCUUUUGAUGUGAUUGUGGGCUGUUUUUAAUGAAGGGAUUAAACCAGGCAGCUAAGCGGCUCUGAGAAAUCCUUUCCUGUACUCCUUUGCACUCACUUAUAGAGGGGGGCUCUUUUAUAUGGAAAAAGUAGAGGCGUAUACAUAUUUCUAACCUCCAUAACCUUCUGACUGAGGUAAAACUCUUAUUUGUGAUUAAAUCUCUGUGCCAUUAAUUUAAUAGCUUCUCUGCUUGCCAGGAAACCAUUUCAUUUAUUCCAUUUGGCGAAUAAACAAGCUCAGCCUAUUAUGUCUCAGGAACUGCCCUUUAACAUUAAUAUCAAAGAACCACGAUGGGACCAGAGCACCUUUGAAGGAAGAGCCAAGCACUUCUUCACAGUGACUGAUCCACGAAAUGUCCUACUUGGGCCUAAAGUCCUAGAGGAAGCAAAGAACAUUAUACAGAAUUACAGAAAGGGGAUCCCCACACCAGGUUUAACUGAAGACCAGCUAUGGCGAGCAAAAUACAUCUACGAUUCUGCUUUCCAUCCGGAUACAGGAGAGAAGAUGAUCUUGAUAGGAAGGAUGUCUGCACAGGUGCCCAUGAACAUGACCAUCACUGGCUGCAUGCUGACAUUUUACAGAACAACUCCAGCUGUCAUAUUUUGGCAGUGGGUAAAUCAGUCCUUCAAUGCUAUUGUGAAUUAUACAAACAGGAGCGGUGAUGCACCCAUAACAACAAGCCAGCUGGGGGCAGCCUACGUCAGUGCAACUACAGGAGCUGUUGUUACUGCUCUGGGACUCAAAACUCUGACUAAGCAUCUACCAUCUCUGAUUGGGAGAUUUGUUCCAUUUGCUGCAGUAGCAGCUGCCAAUUGCAUCAACAUCCCUUUCAUGAGGCAGAGAGAAUUAAAAUAUGGCAUCCCCAUCACAGAUGAAAAUGGCAACAGACUCGGAGAGUCUACUAAAGCUGCUAAGCAGGCCAUAGCACAAGUGGUGGUGUCUCGGAUUGGAAUGGCUGCACCUGCAAUGGCAAUUCCCCCGGUGAUAAUGAAUGCUUUGGAGAAGAGAGCGUUCCUAAAGCGGUACCCAUGGAUGAAUGCACCUCUACAAGUGGGGCUGGUUGGCUUUUGCUUGGUUUUCGCAACACCUCUGUGCUGUGCACUUUUCCCUCAGAAAAGCUCAAUGAGUGUUUCCAGCCUGGAGCCGGAAGUUCAAGCUCAGGUUCUGGAGAAGAGCCCAGGCACCAAGAUUGUGUAUUUUAACAAAGGACUUUAAACACUGCAACCCAAAUAAACUCAUGUUGUGCAG
Xenopus tropicalis (tropical clawed frog) is the source of this 1492-nucleotide messenger RNA. RefSeq names its product sideroflexin 3 (gene sfxn3). Gene Ontology annotation, biological process: monoatomic ion transmembrane transport; transmembrane transport; monoatomic ion transport. Gene Ontology annotation, cellular component: membrane; mitochondrial membrane; mitochondrion. Gene Ontology annotation, molecular function: monoatomic ion transmembrane transporter activity. Lineage: Eukaryota; Metazoa; Chordata; Amphibia; Anura; Pipidae. The record is from RefSeq and is marked provisional.